UUUCAAUCAUCGUCUCACAUCUUUACAAUCCAUAGCCUCUUAUAAUUUAUUUUUCUUCAAAAAAUGUCUAAGCAAAGUGUGAGAAAACAUAAUGCAUUAGAGAAACAUAGGGAAAAAGAGAAGACAAGAAGCAAUAAUACAACAAACUUCUUAUUAUCUAAACAUUGGAAGAAAAUAUACCCUAUAGGGCUACAUAAAACAGGCUCUUCUCUCUCACUUUCUUCACUUUCUUUAUCUCUAUCACAAACUUCAAAUGAUUCUUCUGUUACGGACUCUUCUUCAAUCACUCCGCUGGAUCAGAAAAUCUCUCUGGCACUCCGAUUAAUCGGGUCAUCAACGGAGAAAAAAGAGGGUCCGGCCACGUCCAAGAAUGUGGCUCGAGCAGUUAGUCCAACUCGUAAUCCUAGUCCAAGUCCUAGUACUGAAGAAGAACUCAUGAGGAGGUGCAAUUGGAUAACUAGUAGUAGUGAUAAGGUUUAUGUACAGUUUCAUGAUGACUGCUGGGGAGUUCCUGUUUAUGAUGACCAUCAAUUAUUCGAGCUUCUUGCGUUAUGUGGAAUGCUGAUGGAUUUCAAUUGGACUGAAAUUUUAAAGAGAAGGGAACAAAUAAGAGAAGCUUUUGGUGGAUUUAAUGCGAACCAUGUGGCCAAAAUAGGGGAGAGAGAGAUUGAAGAAUUAAUCUCAAAUACAUCACUCAAUUUAGCAGAAAGCAGAGUUAGAUGCAUAGUUGACAAUGCCAAGUGCAUAGUUAAGAUUGUGAGAGAAUUUGGAUCAUUCAGCAGCUACAUGUGGAAUUAUGUGGAUUACAAACCUAUAAUAAACAGAUUCAGACAUCCAAGAAAUGUUCCAUUAAGAACACCAAAAGCAGAAACAAUUAGCAAAGAUUUAUUGAAGAAAGGAUUCAGAUUUGUUGGACCAGUAAUUGUUUAUUCAUUCAUGCAAGCUGCAGGAAUGACAAUUGACCAUUUGGUUGAUUGUUUUAGGCACAAAGAUUGUGUAAAUCUUGCUGAAAGACCAUGGAGGCAUGUAUAAGUUAAUUAUUUUUAAUUAUGUGUGUUUAUUGUUUAGUUUUCUGUUGUGGAAAGAUUUUCAUAAAGUUAUUAUUUACAUUUGUAAAAUUUUCA
This is a messenger RNA of Lycium barbarum (goji berry), 1124 nucleotides long. RefSeq lists its product as uncharacterized. Gene Ontology annotation, biological process: base-excision repair. The coding region runs from base 64 to 1032 and encodes 322 amino acids. Lineage: Eukaryota; Viridiplantae; Streptophyta; Magnoliopsida; Solanales; Solanaceae. Gene Ontology annotation, molecular function: DNA-3-methyladenine glycosylase activity. The transcript is spliced from 5 exons. The record is from RefSeq and is a predicted model, not a curated record.